AUCAAUUUAGUGUUUAGGAGUUGGAAUUUAAUUUAUGUAAUAGGAAUUGAAUCUCAUUUACUUACAAUUUCUAAACUGAUUUGAUUCCCUUUACUAUCUCAAUAUGAGAAUCCAGCAAUACGGUCACAACUGUGAUCUGUUACUGUAGAGUUGCUAACUAAAACCUGUGUCCAAACUCUAGAAGGUCACACACACAAUGUUUAUGCUGUAUGUUUCCAUCCCGAGCUUCCAAUAAUAAUGACAGGUUCAGAAGAUGGUACUGUCCGUAUAUGGCAUUCAACCACUUACAGACUUGAGAACACCUUGAACUAUGGACUUGAAAGGGUUUGGGCUGUUGGAUACAUGAAAGGUUCACGUCGGAUUGUUAUUGGCUAUGAUGAAGGAACCAUAAUGGUGAAAAUUGGACGUGAAGAGCCUGUAGCCAGCAUGGACAAUAGUGGAAAAAUUAUAUGGGCUAAACAUAAUGAAAUUCAAACUAUUAACAUCAAGAGUGUGGGAGCUGAUCAUGAGGUUUCUGAUGGAGAGAGGCUGCCUUUAGCAGUUAAAGAACUGGGAACAUGUGAUCUUUAUCUACAAGUUUCGUUUUUUAGUGAUGAUGAAGAGACUACUAGCACACCAAAAGCAGAUGCUCUUUUUAUUCCAAGGGAGAAUCCAAGAGCCCUGGUUAUUCGCCCUCUUAAACAAUGGCCUGGCAAAUCAUCUGCUGAAAAAUUAAAAAACGCAUCUUCUCGAGCACAAACAAACGGUGAUUACACUGGGUUUGCUUCUUCCCCUCCUUUAAAUGGUCGCUCUAUGGAAAACGGUAACAGUAAGAUGGAAGAUGGCUUUGACUUUAUCGUUAAAAACAAAGGCAUCAACAUUGAGGUGGCUUACCCAUAUCAGGCAACAGAUGGAACCUGCAACACCAAGGAAGAAGCUGUCUAUGCUGCCACCAUUACUGGGUAUGAAAACGUGCCAGCCAACAGUGAAUCCGCAUUGUUACAGGCAGUUGCUAAUCAACCCGUAUCAGUUGCCAUUGAUGCCAGUGGCAUGGGUUUCCAGUUCUAUUCAGGUGGCGUGUUUACUGGGGAUUUUGGAACUGAUCUUGACCAUGGUGUUACAAGCUUGUUGAAUCAAAUGGAGUUAUAUGUGGUUGUGUAUAUACUUGCAAUCUUAGGCUUGGAUAGUCUACAAGGAAUCAUGCUAGAUCAAGGCAGCUGUAUUGAUACAUGUUGUACUUUUUGCAGGAAGGUGUGGAUUGCAUAUAAGGAAUCAAGGUAUGAAAAGCUGCAACGGUGGGAUGAUGCCCUUAAAGCAUACACUACAAAAUCUGCUCAAGCAACAAGUCAACGUCUUAUCUUGGAUGCUACACUAGGUAAUUCAUAUUGUAGUGUAUUUAUUCCAAAUCCCAAAUUCUUUGGAUGGAGAAAAGGGUCACAAGAAUUAUCGGAGCAAGGGUUCAAUAUUAGUCUUAAAGAAGUAUGA
Lactuca saligna is the source of this 1464-nucleotide messenger RNA. The record is from the annotation of a GenBank genome assembly. Lineage: Eukaryota; Viridiplantae; Streptophyta; Magnoliopsida; Asterales; Asteraceae.